AAAGCAAGAUUUCGACACAUCAUUCAUUUCUUUUUCACUGCAACUUAUUAUUUUGUCAAGGAAAACAAUGUCUCUUGCACCAGCCAUCCUUACCCAACAAUCCGAACCGCAAAGCCCUCGCAAUGCCAUGUUUACAUGUCUCGCUUGUCAUGUUGCAUUUCCGACUUCAGAUCGGCAACGACAGCACUAUCGUACAGAUUGGCAUAAGUACAACCUGAAGAGAAAGAUUGCUAAUCUAACUCCCGUUACUGCGGAGCAAUUCGCACAAAAAGUACUCGCGCAACAAGCGAAAGGUAGGGAGGAAGCGGAACGGGCAGGACUGGUAUAUGAAUGCGUUGUUUGCCGUAAAACCUACUUGUCGGAGAAUGCUUUCACCAAUCACAUCUAUUCUCGCAAACACAAGGAAAUGGAAGCGAAGGGCGGUUCCCGCGUAGACGCUUUGAUCAAUCAACAUAAACGUGAAGUCCGCAUGUUCUCAUCCGAAGGCGAAUCCGAUGCUGAAUCUCAUGGUGCCUCGGUCUCAGAAGAAGGGACACCCAGAGAUCCGUUGGCCUACUGCUUGUUCUGUUCGCAAGUGAAUACCGAUUUCGAGAUGAAUCUGGACCAUAUGGCGAGUGUGCAUGGAUUCUUUUUACCGGAUAUAGAGUACUUGGAGGAUACCCGUGGCUUGAUUGCCUACUUGGUCGAAAAGGUUCAGGAUGGUAUCUGUAUAUACUGCAACGGUCGUGGUCGUGAAUGGAAGAGCGUUGAAGCGGUUCGAUCUCACAUGUUGGACAAGGGUCACUGCAAGAUGGCUUACGAUGAGAGUGAAGAUCCUGAUGCUUUAUUGCGAUUUUACGACUUUGGUCCGAUCGAUUUGGACGACGAGUCCGAUACGGCAUUCAACGUCAAAGAUGCCGAACUGAUACUGAACAACGGUGCCCGCUUGGGUCAUCGAAACGAUCUGAGAUAUUUUAAACAACGUUUGCGAAAGAAUGUAUGUACUAUGAUAGGGUCAGGGCGUGGUAUAAUCAUAUACGGAGGGUUAACCUAAAAGCGGGGCAUUGAUAGACUCUGGCGCAUGAUGAUAUCAA
This is a messenger RNA of Radiomyces spectabilis, 1073 nucleotides long. RefSeq names its product C2H2 type zinc-finger-domain-containing protein. Bases 68 to 1033 code for a protein of 321 amino acids. Lineage: Eukaryota; Fungi; Mucoromycota; Mucoromycetes; Mucorales; Radiomycetaceae. Gene Ontology annotation, biological process: ribosomal large subunit biogenesis. The transcript is spliced from 5 exons. The record is from RefSeq and is a predicted model, not a curated record. Gene Ontology annotation, molecular function: nucleic acid binding; zinc ion binding. Gene Ontology annotation, cellular component: preribosome, large subunit precursor.